UAUUUUGAAUUAACGAUGAUCAGAUAUCGAGGCAAAAAGAAGGUUUUGGACAAGGUGAAGGAGUUGGAUGCUUUUUCUAAAGUUCCAGACGAAUACGUAGACAGUACGCCGGUCGGCGGAACGUUUUCAGUGAUAACAUUUUUCAUUAUUAUGUGGCUGGUUUACAGCGAAGUUUCGUACUUCCUAGAUAGCAAUUUAGUGUUUAAAUUUAUGCCUGACACAGAUAUGGACGAAAAGUUGAGGAUAAAUAUAGACAUUACGCUCGCUAUGCCGUGUUCGAAUAUCGGUGCUGAUAUCUUAGACUCAACGUCUCAGAGUGUUUUUGGGUUUGGUGAAUUGCAAGAAGAAGACACUUGGUGGGAGCUGACAAAAGAACAACAGGACGCGUUCGACGCAGUCAAGUAUCUAAACUCAUAUCUAAGAGAAGAGUAUCAUUCAAUUUGGCAAUUACUCUGGAAGAAAGGUCACGGCUCUGUCAGGGCGACGAUACCUCCACGAAAAAAUAAACCGAAUAGGCGUCCUGACGCAUGUCGCCUACAUGGUGUUCUAACUCUAAACAAAGUUGCCGGGAACUUCCACAUAACAGCCGGUAAAAGCUUACACUUACCGAGAGGCCAUAUACAUCUUAACAUGCUGUUUGAUGACACUCCUCAAAACUUCAGUCACCGGAUACACAGACUUAGCUUUGGCAGUCCAGCUAACGGAAUAAUAUACCCUCUUGAAGGAGAUGAAAAAAUCACGUCAGAUGAAAAUAUGCUAUACCAAUAUUUCAUUGAAGUUGUGCCGACAGAUGUAGACACGACAUUUGAAACAAUCAAAACAUUCCAGUACUCGGUUAAGGAGCUCCAGAGACCUAUAAGUCACAGCAAAGGUUCGCAUGGAGUUCCAGGAGUAUUCUUUAAAUAUGACAUGGCUGCGUUAAAAAUACAAGUGUAUCAGGAGAGGGAAAACUUAUUACAAUUUAUGUUACGUUUGUUCUCUAUCAUCGGUGGUAUAUACGUAAUAAUAAGCUUUAUAAACACUAUUGUGUUGUUGGUUCGGACUGGAUUAAUUCCAACGGAAACAGAAUUUAGUAGAGAUUCCAAAAAAGCACUUAAUGCUAGACCCACACAUGCUACGUCAUUUCAAACAAAUCCCUUACUUGUCACACCUGAUCUAAACGUCCCUUUAGAUUUAAUAAAGCAAUGACAUUGAUGUAAGUAAGUUAGCUCUUUCUGUACAUAAGAUUUUCAUACUUUAUUUAAUUUUUUAAUUAAUU
Melitaea cinxia (Glanville fritillary) is the source of this 1258-nucleotide messenger RNA. Its product is annotated as endoplasmic reticulum-Golgi intermediate compartment protein 2. The record is from RefSeq and is a predicted model, not a curated record. Gene Ontology annotation, biological process: endoplasmic reticulum to Golgi vesicle-mediated transport; retrograde vesicle-mediated transport, Golgi to endoplasmic reticulum. Gene Ontology annotation, cellular component: COPII-coated ER to Golgi transport vesicle; endoplasmic reticulum; membrane. The coding region runs from base 16 to 1188 and encodes 390 amino acids. Lineage: Eukaryota; Metazoa; Arthropoda; Insecta; Lepidoptera; Nymphalidae. The transcript has a single exon.